AUGUAUGCACGUUUAGUACAAGGUUACGGUUUGGAAUAUGAAGUGGCACAACAUUUGGCCAAAUUGUACGGGGAUCGUGCAUUCGAAAUUGCAAAAAUGGCUUCUCUCGCUGGCAAUCGUGUAUAUUCUGAUUUUCCCUUUGUCGAUGCGGAAGUACGUUACGGUGUUCGUGAAUAUGCUUGCAAUGCCGUUGAUAUGAUAGCACGACGUUUACGUUUAUCAUUUUUAAAUGUUCAGGCGGCCCAAGUAUCGUUACCCAGAAUUUGCGAUAUUAUGGCUGAAGAUUUGGACUGGUCCAACGAAGAAAAGAAGUUAUAG
Glossina fuscipes is the source of this 318-nucleotide messenger RNA. RefSeq names its product glycerol-3-phosphate dehydrogenase, mitochondrial-like. Gene Ontology annotation, cellular component: mitochondrion; glycerol-3-phosphate dehydrogenase (FAD) complex. The transcript is spliced from 2 exons. Gene Ontology annotation, biological process: glycerol-3-phosphate metabolic process. The coding region runs from base 1 to 318 and encodes 105 amino acids. Lineage: Eukaryota; Metazoa; Arthropoda; Insecta; Diptera; Glossinidae. The record is from RefSeq and is a predicted model, not a curated record. Gene Ontology annotation, molecular function: glycerol-3-phosphate dehydrogenase (quinone) activity.